AUGUUUGCAGUGGCAGCAGAAGUCCAGACCGUCCGGCUGACCAUGGUGUUCCGUGGCAAUCGUCUCCAUGAACAUCAGCCCUGGCCCUGCGUGGACCAGGUCCCCGUGGAGGUGACCUUCAAUACCGUGAGCCCGCACCUCACCCCGCCAGACUUGGCCUUUCGUCCGUCCCAGGAGCUGUGGUGGGGAGGCGACGCCUACGCUGGAGUCAAUUAUCAUAAUCUGCGCGGCUUCAAUUUUCAGUUUGCCGACGAUAAGGGUUUUAUUGCGCGUCUGCAGUUCUGGGCGGCUGGAAUCAAAACAAACAGCCACUUCCGAGAACUCGUCAUUUGUCUCUCCUACGGCACCGAGGAAGGGGGCGUCUGGGUGCUCUGCGCACCGGACAUCAAACGGUCCGCGGCGGAGCUGGACAUGCUGCAGGCCAACCAUCCCGAAAGGUUCACGCGACUUACCCUCAAAGAGCUGGAUGAGCAUGGCCGCGUGUGGAAGGUGGAUGAGGACGGCCAGGCGAGUCGUGGCUGGCAGAACGUCGUCGUGUAUCCAUGGCAUACCUGGCGCGGGGGAAAAGAUGAGAACAUGGAUGUGUGGAUGACGGUAGAGUCUGAUGCGGGUUUGGAUCUGGGGAAGUCGUUAACUGGUGGUGUGAGGGUUGCGAUGCGGUGA
Aspergillus brunneoviolaceus CBS 621.78 is the source of this 663-nucleotide messenger RNA. RefSeq lists its product as uncharacterized. The transcript has 3 exons. NCBI's taxonomy places the organism in Eukaryota, Fungi, Ascomycota, Eurotiomycetes, Eurotiales, Aspergillaceae. The record is from RefSeq and is a predicted model, not a curated record. Bases 1 to 663 code for a protein of 220 amino acids.